Chrysoperla carnea is the source of this 2600-nucleotide messenger RNA. It is a transcript of the gene NTPase, whose product is annotated as ectonucleoside triphosphate diphosphohydrolase 5. Gene Ontology annotation, cellular component: membrane. The coding region runs from base 236 to 1645 and encodes 469 amino acids. The record is from RefSeq and is a predicted model, not a curated record. Gene Ontology annotation, molecular function: UDP phosphatase activity; GDP phosphatase activity. NCBI's taxonomy places the organism in Eukaryota, Metazoa, Arthropoda, Insecta, Neuroptera, Chrysopidae. The transcript is spliced from 8 exons. Gene Ontology annotation, biological process: nucleoside diphosphate catabolic process.
AAUGAAGAUAGUAUUUAAAAAUUAAUUAUGAUGACAUCGUGAUUCGUGAUGGUUUGACGAUUAGGAUAGGAUAUAAGUGUCCUUGUAUACUAUUAAAAAAAAUUUUACAAUAAAAAUACGUAUUUUAUCGCAGGAGUCGAAUAUAAACUGUAGUUCUUAAUUUAAAAUUUUUAUUACAUGUAUAUGUUAUAUACAUUUAUGUAAGUUUUCGAGUUCAAGAAAAAAUUUAAAAAUUAUGGGUACCACACGUCAGAGAAAGCUUGUAGGUACAGAAAAUGGUAGUAAACAUGCAUCAAAUGAUAAAAUCAAACGAAAAAAAUCAUCAAAAAGUUCAUCGGCGCUUAGUAUACGUGGACAGUUGAUAUGUUUAUUGUUAUCAGUUGGAAUUUUGAUAAUAUUUACAGGUUUAUAUUUAGACACAGUUGUUCAUUCUACUGCAGAUAAAUUAGCUCGACAUUUAGGAUACAAUGAUCCGGUGUAUGCAGCUAUUAUAGAUGCAGGAAGUACUGGUUCGAGGUUACUAGCAUUUAGUUUUCAUAAAGCUUAUUUAGACGGACGUUUAAUAUUAGAUAAAGAAUUAUUUAUUCAAUUAAAACCAGGGCUAUCAUCGUUUGUAAAUGAACCAAAAAAGGGCGCUGAUUCGAUUAAACAAUUAUUAGAACAUGCGUAUAAAGAAAUACCAAAAGAAUAUUGGAAAAAAACGCCUUUGGUGUUGAAAGCUACUGCUGGUUUACGAAUGUUACCCGAACAGAAAGCGAAUGCUUUAUUGGAUGAAGUACGGUUAUUAUUUAGUCAAACACCUUUUCAUACAAAUGAAGAUUCUGUAUCAAUUAUGGAUGGUGUUGACGAAGGAAUAUUCUCGUGGGUUACAGUUAAUUUCCUUCAAGGAUUACUAAACGGUAAUCCAAAUCAAGCGGCCGCUGCGUUAGAUUUAGGAGGUGGCUCAACUCAAGUAACAUUCGCAGCGACCUCCGAUUCGUCAUUGUCACAAAAAGAAUACAUUUACAAUGUACAACACGGCAAUAAUAAUAUUACGUUAUACACGCACAGUUACUUGGGCUUAGGUUUAAUGGCUGCACGUAAAGCCAUUUUAGCUGAAGGAAAUGAAAAAAAAAGUUUAAAUUUAAUUAGUGAAUGUAUCAAUCCAAUAAUUAAUAACACAAAAUGGCAUUAUAAUGGAAAAGAAUAUUUAGUAAGUGGUCCCAAAACUGAUAUUCGAUAUAAAACAGACAAUGCAAAUAGUGAAAUAUCAGUAACUGAAAAGCAUCCAGUAAUAAAAUUUGAAAAGUGUUUGAGUAUUGUUGAAAACUACGUAAAAAGUUCUGUAGUAACUCCCUCCGAAUUAGUUUCUAAAAAAAUUAAUGCUUUCAGUUAUUAUUUUGAUCGUGCCACAGAAAGUGGUUUAAUUGAUCCUUUUACUGGUGGUAAAGUUCCUGUUAAAGACUUUUUAUUAGCUGCUAAACGGACUGCAAAUUCAACAAAUGCAGAUCAACCAUUUAUGACCUUAGAUUUAACGUUUAUUUAUGUUUUAUUGACUGAUGGAUUUGGUUUGAAACCAACAACACAAUUAAGUCUCGUAAAGAAAAUUAAUGGUCAUGAAUUGAGUUGGGCGUUAGGAGCAGCAAUUAAAAUUUUACAAAAUUAGUAUCAGUUAAAUAUUUGUUAAUAGAAUUUUACGUGCAUUUUGUACCAAUUCUCAUUGUGAUCGUUUAGUAAGAUUUUGUGAAAAUUUUUAAGAUUAAAAAUUGACUACUUUUUAUAAUUUGACAAUUAAUAUAACCGAUAAAAAAUACAGUUUUUAUAACACACCAUUCGUUAGUUAUACUCUGCCUCAAAUCAUACACGGAUUCCGUUGUGCAGAUUCACAUAAGUUCGACAGCGAUAAGCACAUAAAUACACACAUGUACUUGAUAGAGAACGCCACACUCUAGAUUCCGUGUGUGAAAUGAUGCACACUGUAUUAAUUUUAUUACAUACUUUAAUUAAAAAUAAAUAACAAAUAUUAAAGGAUAUUUUAACAAUGUUUUUAACAAAACACUUGUUUAAUAGUUACGUUUACCUUACUCUUUUUUUUCGUCAUAAACGUGGUGGUGGCAUAGAAUCAAUGUAUCUUUUGGUAUAAACUAAAUUUUAAAUAAAAUUUUUAAAAGUUCCUUUAAAUUUAUGUACCAAAAACUCUAAAAUGAAAAUAGAAACCUAUGGUAAUGGUAAUGAUUGGUUUAAGAGGUGAAAUCAAAAUUCGUUGAAAUUCCUUUAGUGUUUUUUAGUAUAUUUUCACCAAAGUGCACUUCAUUCUGACACCGUUAAUCAUUAUCAAAAUUUAAAAUAAUUAUUACUCCAUUUUUUUAAAUGAUGUAUUUGAAUGUCCUUAUUUUGAUACGAAUAUCAAUUGAAGGAAUAUUAUUUGUUAAGAUGAAACUUUUCUAAUGAUGUACAAAACCUGAUGUUAAUCACCACUGGAUGGUUGUAGAAAACAAGUACUUUUUAAAAAAGUUUCAUUUCUAUGUGAUAAUCGUGACGAACUUGUAGCCAUGUAUCUUUUAUAUUUUGAUCGUUAUAAUGUGUACUAUUCCACAAUAAAAGACAUAAUUUUAUUCGAA